This is a messenger RNA of Hydra vulgaris (swiftwater hydra), 2011 nucleotides long. RefSeq lists its product as uncharacterized. The record is from RefSeq and is a predicted model, not a curated record. NCBI's taxonomy places the organism in Eukaryota, Metazoa, Cnidaria, Hydrozoa, Anthoathecata, Hydridae.
AAAGGAAUUCUGAAAAUAUGACAUUAUAAUAAAUACCAAAAAGCUUGCAAGGCAUUAUUGUACAUACAUAUAAUUUUAAAGUAACCCUUGCAAAGCUAGAACAAAACAAGAAGACAAUCAGACUUGAACUUUUUGAAUAAAUUUAUAAAAUAAAGUGUGAAGAAAAAAAAACGUGGUUAUGCAGAUAAAUAUGUGCGUAUAAAACAAACGUUUGACAGACAAUUGACGAUUAAGAAUGAAAACUUUGAUGUUUUUGCUUAUGAUAACAGUGUUUGAAAAUGCUGGGAGUGUUAACUCUCUUAUGGAAGAACCACACGACUACACAAUUUCUUUUUUCCAGUUUGAUCCAACAGAACUUGGCGUCGAAAAAAAAGAAAGCAAAAAAGACAUUAAACCAAGUGAUAUUUAUUCCAAUAAAAAUGUAUCACGUACAAAUAAAAGUAAUUCACAUUUAAAUAAAACAUUGCUGCAUAAUAUUAAAAAUAAAAAUGUAACGUUAAAUAAAGUUAACUCAACAAAAAUCAAUAGCAAAAAGCCGAUUAUAAAAUUGGUCACAGACUUUGCAAAAAAUACAAGUAAAAUUCAUCCUGACAAAAACAAACCAAACACAACCAAACAUAAAAUGGCGACGCUGUCAAACUUUGAGACCUUUUUUGAGAACCAUCACAACUUUUAUAGAAGUGAUGUUUUAAAUCCGAAUCCACGGCCAUCAGUAGAACUUGCCCUACACAACCUUCAUCUGCCUAAAUCUAUUGUAGGAAAGAAGCCAAAUACUUUAUAUACAUCAAACCACACUUUUCCAGAAAAUGCACACAACUCUCUAAUUAAAGCCAGUCAAAAUAUUAUAGUAAAACAUGAAAAUACAAGUUAUGUUUUGGAAGAUCUCCCGUCGAAACAAGAAGGCCCAAUGAAAAAAAUUGACACUGCUUUAAACAAAAACACGGCGUCAACACUUAUUAAAAAAGAAGAUAAUUUAUUGCUGUUAAAUACAACAUUAAAGCACAAUAUAACUAAUAAACCUGUUAACCAUAUAAAAGAAAUAACUGUUUUAAAAAAACACAAUUCUUCUGAUUCCACUAAAAAUGAUACAAAUAUUAUCAAUAAGAAAACGCAGUUAUCCAAACUUGAAAAAGAUAAAAGAGUCAACAAGGAAAUAUUAGAAGCUGCAAAAAAAAUUGUGCCUGUAAAAAACACAGUAAAGCCUAUUCCAAACAUAAAAAAUGUAUCAUUUUCACAGGCAGCUGAGUUACAAAAACGAAAUGUGACAUCACAAUUUAUUGCCACAAAUGACGAUGCACUAAAUCACGGAUUAGCUAUAAAAAGUGAGAAUCAAAAAAACGAAAAUCAUAUUGUCACUGAGUAUUUACAUGUUGAAUCAAAUCAAAAAAAUAAAAACUUUCAUGCAAAACAACCUGUUGAUGAAAUUGACGAGUUUCGUUCAACUAUAUCAAAGCAUCGAGAAAGUGUUGCAAAGUUUAUCCCAUUGUACAAAAAUAUAAGUAAAAAAGAUCGUACGAUGAGUUUUCAGCGUGGUUUGCUUAAACAUCCGGAGCAUAAAAUGUUUCCAAAGUGUCAUACAUGUCAGCAAAACUCGACCUAUGCACAGUGCGUUAAAAGUUCAACUUUACUUGAUUGCAAUAAAGGACUAAACAAUAUAUGUUUCACAAGAUCAACCAAAAAGUACGGAACAAUAUCGUAUGAAAUGGGUUGCGCAGACCAUAAGCAAUGCAACGAUGCAAGAGCGUUCCCUUGUAAAGAUGGAUCAAAUGCAUGUUUUACAUGCUGUCAGUUUGAUAGAUGUAACUCAAGUCCUCAUCAUGGAGAAUAUGAGUUAGACUCACUAAAUAUGGACGAACUUGUUUCACUUGAUGCUUCAGAAGCAAAAUCUCCUGCAACUUUAUGUACAUUUAAUUGGACAUGGGUUUUAGGUGGAACAUUCCUAAGUCUUAUGCUAUUUUUUGUCUGAUUGUGAUUGGUUAUUCACUUUUAUUAUAUUAUCAGUUUUAGUUUA